GGGGCUAGUUCUUGACUCAUUCAAACUUUUUUGUAAACACUGGUUUGGUUUUAUUGCGUAAAGACGCGUUUCUGUGUCGGUGAGUAAUCAAGAAGGUAGUGAAGGAUACCGAUACUCAACUGGACCGGGUAGUUGCGGUAUUUGUUUUUAGUUUAACGCCAAUUUCAGACGUUGUUUUUACGGUGAAUACGAGCUAACUCCGGGGCCAUUGCUCAGCGCUGGAUGGGCGUGUAGGAGUUAGCAAACACGUUAACUUUUUUAGGAUGUUAGCGGAGAUUUAAGCGUUCCUGUAGUUUUUGGGCACUUUUUUGAAUCCAUACCUUUCUUUUAAGGUAGCUGGAAGUUGGCUAGACUUGUGUGUUUUUUGCGAGAAACGCCACUGCAACCGUAGUGGGCUCCAACCGCGUGAUUUUCUCUUCUCGACGAAGCCGGGGUUUAAAUGAAAAUGUCGAGCUACAGUCGCCAUCGGCACGGAUCCGCCUCCCCGAAAACUCGACCGAUUCGUCAAAAAUUACAGUUCGCAUCCAGCGACGGGGAAGACGACCUCAUUGAGGACGUUAACAACAGCACCGGUGGAGAGUCUGGCUUCACGGAGAUGGACUCUCCGAUGCCACUGCGACGGGACACCACCGACAAACGGCUGGACGGGAGUAGCAGCCCCCUGAACCAGUCCGGCGGAGACGACGACGUGGAGCUGUGGGACGAGGAGGGCUUCGGUUCACCGUCUCACAUGCGGUCCCCGAGCAGUGUCCUCUUCGCCAACUGCUCACCGUCGCCGAGGAAGAGCUCUCGGCUGCACGGGGGGUCACCGGAGCGGUCCUACGUCCAGGACGACGGGGAAGGAUCCAGCUCCCCGAUCCCCGACUGCCCUGACACACCUCCGCACAAAACGUUCAGAAAACUUCGGCUUUUUGACACACCACACACACCAAAGAGUUUGUUGUCCAGAGCCAGGGGCUCCGGCCUGGGAUCCUCCAGCAGGAGAGUUGCCCUGUUCAAGAAUGUGGAGCCUUCAAGAAAGUCAAUCACAGACAGCAGCAGGAGACAGCAGACCCCUCUGGUCAACUUUAACCCAUUCACCCCCGACUCCCUCCUCAUCCAGUCUGCCACGCAGCAGAGAAACAACAGGAAGCGGGCGCACUGGAAUGACUCUUGUGGAGAAGACAUGGAGGCAAGUGACGGUGAAGGAGAGGAGGAAAUCCUCCCCCCAUCCAAGAGGAUCACCAUGAUGGAAAGCAACAUGAUGUCCCGGUACGCCUCAGAGUUCCUUGAGCUGGAGAAGAUUGGUUGCGGGGAGUUUGGUGCUGUGUUCAAAUGUGUGAAAAGACUUGAUGGCUGCAUCUACGCCAUCAAGAGGUCAAAGAAACCUUUGGCAGGAUCAGUAGAUGAACAGAACGCCUUACGGGAGGUGUAUGCCCAUGCUGUGCUGGGCCAGCAUCCUCACGUGGUACGCUACUACUCAGCCUGGGCCGAGGACGACCACAUGCUCAUCCAGAACGAGUACUGUAACGGAGGCACGCUGUCCGACGUUAUCACAGAGAACUACAGAAGGUUCAGCUACCUGUCGGAGCUGGAGCUGAAAGAUCUGCUGCUGCAAGUCACACGGGGACUAAAGUACAUUCACUCUACAUCUCUGGUGCACAUGGAUAUCAAGCCCAGCAACAUCUUUAUUUCACGGAAAUCCGUCGCAAGCUGUGAUGAAUGUGAUGACGAUGACGGUCUGACCACCAGCGUUGUCUACAAAAUCGGUGAUCUCGGUCAUGUAACAAGAGUGAACAAUCCACAAGUGGAGGAGGGUGACAGCAGAUACCUGGCCAAUGAAGUUUUACAAGAGGACUACUCUAACUUGAUGAAGGCAGACAUCUUUGCUCUGGCUCUGACUGUGGUCAGCGCCUCAGGGGCCGAGCCUCUUCCCACAAAUGGAGACAAAUGGCACGAGAUCCGACAGGGAAAGCUUCCCGCCAUCCCUCAAGUGCUUUCUCCGGAGUUCCUCAGUCUCCUCAAGCUGAUGAUCCACCCUGACCCAACUGCACGGCCAUCAACUUCAGAUCUCAUCAAACAUCCGGUGCUUCUCACGGCUGCUAGAAUGAGCGCAGAUCAGCUCCGAGUUGAACUCGACGCAGAGAAGUCCAAGAACGCCCAGCUACAAAAGGAGCUGAAGAAGGAGCAGCUGGCCAGGGCAGCAGCAGAGGAGAGAGUUUUGUCCACCGACAGGAUCCAGACACGCUCCACAGUCCAGUCCAGCUCGAGAACCUCCAGACUCAUCGGUAAGAAGAUGAAUCGGUCGGUCAGCCUCACCAUCUACUGAGACUUUAAUGCACCCUGACAGGAAGUUAGCUCACGGACCUUUACUCAGACCUGUUCAGUUGAAACGGUCGUGUGUUUUUCUUUUCGAGGAGAAUCCUGUCAGUUAUGGGGCUCUUUGGCCCAGUUGAAGCUGUAGACUGUUGCCACACCAAACUUGAACUCAUCUCGAUAGACUCUCAUUGCCAACAUAGUUCAGCCCUUUUGCCGAUGGACUUUACUUUCGGGGAAAAAAACCCUCAUUGCUCAAAGGUAGUUGCGAUACCUUUUACAUUCUGUCAUUCCUUAAGUUUGUAUAGACGUCAGGCUCUUUCUCCGUCUCUGUCCUUGCACUUCCCUCGACAAAGCCGAAGCCUCUUGGCAGCGGAUCAAAGUUGCAGUGAAGCUCUCUUCAGUGUGAAUGUACUUGCCGUCGCCGUGUGCACCUUACUGCCUGUCAAAUGCCUAAUGCUGGGUCCCAGAGGGUCUGAGAACUGACAAUUUCUGUGUUUGUAAUGGAGCACUUUGGAGGCAACAUGUGGAACUUGCCACAUUAUUAUUAAUUUUUUUUUUUUAAGAAAAAAAAAAGAUAAAACCUGCUGCUAUUGAUGUUUUGUAUGUAUCAGGGUUUGGCCAGUUUCAGGUUGGAUCAUUCUAAAGGUCAUUGGCUCUUAUUUUCAAGUAGCAGGAGUCCAUCCAUCCACACACAUCCCCCAAUUAAAUGUCUUAUUUUCUGCUCUGGAUGGAGAGUGGUUCACACCAUUUCAGAAAAAUCACCCAGCUUGUUUGAGGCCAAAACCAGAGAGCUAAGUCAUCAUCUGUGGGGUUAGAAUGGAUCCAUAAUGUUUUGAUUUUCCCUGCCAAUUGGUGCUGCCAACCCUGCCUGUAGCAUUAGAACAAUCAUCGUCCCGUUCUUUGGAUUCUCAUGUUCUGGAACUUUUUUUUUUCCCUCCUGCUGUCAUUUCCACGAGGCUCGUCUUCAGUUAGAAAAGUAUUCCUCAUCUCUGUUUUCUAACAUCUAACACAAAAAACCUGUUGUAACAUGUACAUAUGUUCUUUUAAUAAAUUCUCACCU
Messenger RNA from Toxotes jaculatrix (banded archerfish), 3358 nucleotides. RefSeq names its product WEE1 G2 checkpoint kinase (gene wee1). The transcript is spliced from 10 exons. Bases 440 to 2308 code for a protein of 622 amino acids. Gene Ontology annotation, molecular function: non-membrane spanning protein tyrosine kinase activity; ATP binding; magnesium ion binding. The record is from RefSeq and is a predicted model, not a curated record. Gene Ontology annotation, cellular component: nucleus. Lineage: Eukaryota; Metazoa; Chordata; Actinopteri; Toxotidae. Gene Ontology annotation, biological process: mitotic cell cycle; protein phosphorylation.